GUUAACAAAACAGCAAGAAGCUGUAAAGUGCUAUCUCAUCCAUUAUCUGUUUUGAUAGACACUCCGACAACCGAUUGUCAUUAUAAUCGCUUUUACAACAGACGCCUGGUCUUAAUCGAUUUCAAAUACAAUUGCCCUCUUUGUACACGGGAAAGUGGGACGGUGAGACCGCGAGUUCAGGUCGCGCGCGCUACUACCGGACGGGUUUAGUAGUGAUCGGGCAGUUGCGUGAGACGGUCCAGACACUGGAGGAGUAAAAUGUCGUGUCUUGCUAAAGUAAUGGCAUACAAAAAGACGCUAACGAUGGGUGUGUUGAUACUGUUAGCUGUGCUCGCGGUAGCUAUUGCCGUUCCAAUAGCGACGAACAGCGACACCGAUAACAGUUUAGCGCCACAGGUUAAUCAAUUUUUCGGCCGGACAGUGCUGGACGAGGUGCCAUUGAUUGAUGGCCACAACGAUUUGCCCUGGAAUCUGUACAACUACGAGCGGAAUCAGAUCAACAAGUUCGAGCUGAACGCCGACCUGAAGGCACAUCCCGUCUGGGGUCCGGCCACCAACAGCCACACGGACAUUCCACGGCUGCAGGCGGGCAAAGUCGGCGCCCAGUUCUGGGUGGCGUACGUUGGCUGCAACAACCAGUACAAGGAUGCGGUCGAACGCACACUGGAACAGAUCGACGUGAUCAAGCGGAUGGUGCGCAAGUACCCGCAGUACAUGCGGUACGUCACUUCGACCGAGGGCAUUAUGGAAGCGUUCCGGGAGGGAAAGAUCGGUUCGCUGAUUGCGGUUGAAGGUGGCCAUUCGAUGGAUUCUCGCCUGGCGGUGUUGCGCAUGUUCUACGAGCUCGGCGUACGGUACAUGACGCUAACGCACUCGUGCAAUACGCCGUGGGCGGAUGCGUCACCGAUCGACGAUCAGCCGGAAGCGACGCUGCGCAACGUAACGGGCUGGGGCCGGAAUGUGCUGUGGGAGAUGAACCGGCUCGGUAUGCUGAUCGAUGUGUCGCACGUCAGCCACGGGGUGAUGGUGGAGGUGCUGGAGCACACGAAAGCGCCCGUCAUCUUUAGCCACUCGUCGUCGUACUCCGUCUUCAACCAUCAUCGCAACGUGCGAGACGAUGUGCUGAAGCAGCUGGUGCAGAACAAUGGCAUCAUAAUGGUGAACUUUUAUCCGGGCUUUGUUGGGGGACGGUCGAUUGACAAUGUGAUCGAGCAUCUAAACUAUAUUAAAAGCGUCACCGGACCGAACCAUAUUGGACUCGGUGGAGACUUUGAUGGAGUUACGGAGGUUCCGGAUGAUCUGGACGAUGUCUCGAAGUACCCUGAUCUGUUCGAUAUGCUAGCCGAGGGUGUGUAUAAGAACGGGACCACCUUUGCGCCCUGGACGCGGGAAGAGUUGCGCAAGCUGGCGGGUGAGAACUUGUUGCGCGUUUUUCGCGAUGUGGAAGGGGUGCGUGAUAGUAUGGUGGAUGUGGAACCGUACGAAGAUUUGAUUCCAUACCAAGAUUUCGUCGAUGCCGGUGUGGCCGAACAGCCGUGCAUGAGCGAUUUGGAUAUUCAUAAGCAAUAAAGGGUGGAGCUGUGGUUUUGUAUGAUAAAAAAACGGUUUUAGAACAGAUCAUUAUUACUUGCAGAAUAAGAGAUUGCAUAAACUCAAUAAGUUCACUUACUCUAAAAAGCAUUGGAGUUCUCAUUGCUGAAGUGUGGCACAAUAACUUACGUUAAAGAUGUCACCAUAUGAUUGUAACAAUUGUUCAAGUCACCAGUAAAGAUGUCAAUUUGAUUUCGAUGAUCAAAUGAUGACAGUAAGCAAAUUACAAGCAUUGGAUUUCGUUAAGGCCCUUCAAUUCAUCACAUUAAAUGUAAAUAAACUUCGACGACAUUGGUAAGCA
Messenger RNA from Anopheles gambiae (African malaria mosquito), 1891 nucleotides. Its product is annotated as dipeptidase 1. Lineage: Eukaryota; Metazoa; Arthropoda; Insecta; Diptera; Culicidae. The transcript is spliced from 5 exons. Bases 259 to 1569 code for a protein of 436 amino acids. Gene Ontology annotation, molecular function: metallodipeptidase activity. Gene Ontology annotation, biological process: proteolysis. The record is from RefSeq and is a predicted model, not a curated record.